Messenger RNA from Phascolarctos cinereus (koala), 1776 nucleotides. RefSeq names its product MOB kinase activator 2 (gene MOB2). Lineage: Eukaryota; Metazoa; Chordata; Mammalia; Diprotodontia; Phascolarctidae. The record is from RefSeq and is a predicted model, not a curated record.
GAAGGAAUCAGGGCACAGCUGAGCCGGGCCGCCUGGAAAGGUGGCGGCUGCCCUAGGAAGGGACAGUGGAGGCCGGGCGGCAGGUGCUGGGAGCCCGUCACGGCCCAGCAGCAGCCCUGGCCGUGUGAAGGGCGCCGUCUGUUGGGAUCGUCGGACUUGGGGACGCCAGCUGAGUGACCAUGGACACAUGUCUUUGGUGUUCCUCUCCCGCAAAAGGAGCAGACGGGCCGAGACUUGGCUGGCUGCCUUUCUGCUUCCAGGCCUCGGAGUUUGACAAGGGGAACGGUCGUUCCAUGGGCUUUCUUCCCCCAGUGUCCCCGGCUCCUUUUUCUUCCCUCCGGUCUUGCUCAGAGCCUCGGCGGUCGGCCAGGAAGUCCAAGGCCAAGCCAAAUGGGAAGAAGCCCACUGCCGAAGAGAAGAAGCUGUACUUGGAGCCGGAAUACGCCAAGUCAAGGAUCACAGACUUUGAGUUCAAGGACCUGGUGGUGCUGCCACGGGAGAUCGACCUCAAUGAGUGGCUCGCCAGCAAUACGACCACUUUCUUCCACCACAUCAACCUCCAGUAUAGCACAAUCUCCGAAUUCUGCACGGGAGACACCUGCCAGACUAUGGCCGUGGGCAACACGCAAUACUACUGGUAUGAUGAGCGGGGCAAGAAGACCAAGUGCACGGCCCCCCAGUACGUCGACUUUGUCAUGAGCUCGGUGCAGAAGCUGGUGACAGACGAGGACGUCUUCCCUACCAAAUACGGCAAGGAAUUCCCCAACUCCUUCGAGUCGCUGGUCAAGAAGAUCUGCAGAUACCUGUUCCACGUACUGGCGCACAUAUACGCAGCGCACUUCAAGGAGACCCUGGCCUUGGAGCUGCACGGACAUUUGAACACCCUCUACACACACUUCAUCCUGUUCAUCAGGGAGUUCAACCUGGUUGACUCCAAGGAGGUCACGGUCAUGGACGACCUCACAGAGGUCCUGUGUAGUGGGGGCGGUGGGGGCGGGAAUGGCGAUGGGGGUGGCAGCGGCAGCGGAGGGGCACAGAACCACGUGAAGGAGAGAUGAGUCUUCCGGGAGGACCGGGACACCCACGGACCUUUGAAAAGAGAAACCAACCCUAGUCUAUAUUUCUGCACGUGCUUGUGCGCGUGGGUGUGCGCGUGUGUUUGUGUGUGUGCACGCGUGCGUGGCUCUGCGGGUAUGUAUGCAUGCACACACCCGCGCACACCCGCACGCACCUGCACGCUCACGGACUCAGCAGUGGACGUUCAGGAGAUGGGGCAGCAGAUAUCCCCCGGACUCGUGGGACGGGCGCCAUCGCUGCGCUGAUGACAUUGGGGCUUGUCCUGGUUCCCUGCUUGUGGCUGGAUCGGGGGGCGUGGGGGAGACCCCCACUGGAGCCGGUCCGUAUUUCAUUCUGUUCUGGGCUUUUUCCUGUCCUUGGUUUCCUGUGCGGAGAAGUCGUUCCCAGCAUUCUGUUCUGAAAAGUGACUUUUCCUUUUGAAGUGGACGGAUGGCCUGGGCUUCUUUCCUUUGGUUUCAUUUUUACCUGGAUUCCCCCCAAGCUACCCGGCCUCUGGCACCUGGAGGGCUUCCAGCCGAGCCCAGGGCUGCUCUGCUCCUCCUGCUCCAGAUUCACAACUGACCGAGUGGGCAUGGCCAGGGGGAAAGAAGGGGUGGGGGGGAGUCACAGGAGAACGGGCCAAGGCCUUGAUAUCACUAUGUCGGCUUCUUUUAGUUCAUCUUCAAUAAUGAUAAUAAUAAUAAAAAAAAAAUCCUCCAA